Messenger RNA from Ruditapes philippinarum (Manila clam), 1235 nucleotides. RefSeq lists its product as uncharacterized. Gene Ontology annotation, molecular function: RNA binding. NCBI's taxonomy places the organism in Eukaryota, Metazoa, Mollusca, Bivalvia, Venerida, Veneridae. The coding region runs from base 1 to 1206 and encodes 401 amino acids. The transcript is spliced from 10 exons. The record is from RefSeq and is a predicted model, not a curated record.
AUGACUAUAAAUAACAAAUAUUCAUUUAAGCCGGAAAACAGGAAGUUGAUGAGCGACAGACCUGAAAUCAAAUCUCAUGUGAACUAUAUUGCCUUUAAAGGUUCUAAAAGUUGUCAUAGCAAUGAGGUAGCUGAAGUUGUAAAUGGCGCAGAUAAUAAUGCAGAAGAUUCACAUGUUGAUAAACCAUGUAUAAGAAUUGAUGGAUUAUUGGAACAUGUCAAUAAGGAGAUGCUUGAAAUGUUCUUUCAAAUUGAAGAGAAAAAAAUCGGUGGAAAAGUUAAAAGCAUUGAGAUCGAUAGAAAGAGUAAAUGUGCUACAGUUUUGUUCGAUGAAAAAGCAGCUGUUGAUGCUUUUAUGCAGAGAAAUCCAAAAACUAUACUGGGUAUGGAUGUGACAGUUAAAGUACUUGAUACAGCCCCUAAAUUGUUUCAUGCAGAAUCAACAUGUAUAAAAAUUACUGGACUUAUGGACAAUAUGAAUAAACAGAUGCUUGAAAUGUUUUUUUAUAAAGAAGAGAGGAAUGGCGGAGGAAAAGUGAAAAGUAUUGACCUUGAUAGCAAGAACAAAUGUGCCACUGUUGAGUUCGAAGACGAGACAGGUGUUGAUUUGAUCAUGAAAAAGACACCGAUGGCAAUAUUUGGGUUGCCAGUUCAUAUAGAAGUAACGGAUACAGCCCCUAAAUUGUUUCAUGCAGAAUCAACAUGUAUAAAAAUUACUGGACUUAUGGACAAUAUGAAUAAACAGAUGCUUGAAAUGUUUUUUUAUAAAGAAGAGAGGAAUGGCGGAGGAAAAGUGAAAAGUAUUGACCUUGAUAGCAAGAACAAAUGUGCAACUGUUGAGUUCGAAGACGAGACAGGUGUUGAUUUGAUCAUGAAAAAGACACCGAUGGCAAUAUUUGGGUUGCCAGUUCAUAUAGAAGUAACGGGAGGUGAUACUGAGGAAACUAAAAUGAUAAAAAUCUCCAACUUACCGGCUACCAUAAACAAGGAAAUGUUGUUAUUGUUCUUCGAAAACAUGAUGAAGAGUGAUGGAAAAAUGGUUGACGUGACAGUGAACGCUGUAGAGUCUCAUGCCAUUGUUGAGUUUGACAAUUCAGCAGCUGUUCAUAGAGUAAUAGAUCAGAAACCAUUAAAAAUAUUCGGCUUUGAAGUGGAUGUAGAUACUUUCGGUGAGUUGAGUACUUUUUUUAAUUUUUCAACUAACUAACAAACAGACCAAGCAUAGAUCUAAGUAUA